Molecule: messenger RNA, 182 nt
Organism: Dentiscutata erythropus
Lineage: Eukaryota; Fungi; Glomeromycota; Glomeromycetes; Diversisporales; Gigasporaceae
Source: the annotation of a GenBank genome assembly
AUGCUUGAGGGUUUAUUUGAAACAAUUAGAGAAAUGAGCGGUAAUUCUUCUGCACAAACAGUUCAAUUCUAUGGGCAUGCAAUAAACAAAUUAAUACUUACAAUGCAAACAACAUCCAAAAUACAAAGUUUGAAUUAUGGCUUAGCUAAUAGUUCAGGCAUGCUUGCUGAUUUGAAACAAAG